GAGAAGUGCCCGCCUGAAAAAUGCUUCCUGCCGGGUAGGGCAGCAGCCCAGGAAGCACUUAGUGGUAGCGGCCUUCGUGCCGUCCGAGUUGUGCUAGCUAAUGCGACGCGACCGUGGACGCCGGCGUCCGAUAGUCGGCUGGGACCGAGCGUCGAAGCAAGGCGAAGAGAAAUUUGCCGAAGCGCAAGGCACUAUGCUCACUAUCCUCGACAGUUUUGCACCACCUCAACAGAAUACAUCAGCCAAAACCCUAUAAACUCAUCGUCCGCAUCACAUUCUCGACGUUUGCCUCGCAUCGAUUUACCAAAAUUCAACGGCGAAUAUUCGCAGUGGAAUCAUUUCCGAGAUCUCUUUGCUUCUAUGAUCAACGCGAAUACCGAUCUCUCUGCUGUCGAAAAGCUUCAUUAUUUAAAGAUGAGCCUAUCGGAUGAACCGGGACUCGAGUCACACUUUAGUUGGAAGUGCAAACGGCUUCUCUGCGAACUUGAACUGGAAGCAAUCGGAGCCCUCGCUACAUUGGGCUGCCCGUUUCAUCACUGGGACAAGAGAUUGAUCUUUAUGACAGUGCGCAAACUAGAUGUCGAAUCUGUUCCCCAGGAGGGGAAAAAUCACUCGGAGCCACCUCGCAACCACCAUCGUUCGCCGACUUCGAGAAAUUUCUUCUGGUCGUAUUCUCACUCUCGAAGCCUUCGAACGAACAACGAAUUCUCGGAAACAAAACGCAAGUGCACCUCGAUCUCCAGCUCACGCUCGGGCAUAUACCGCUACUUAAAACCCUGUCGUCUCUGCCACAAGCAACAUCACUCCACGUUACAUUAUCAAGCCGGCAACGCAACAUGGUGCAUCAUACGUGCACACUCAGACUCGCUCGACGCCUGUCGUCAAGACAAUCACAUCGUCUCCGCCGGAAUUCAUACUGCAGGUAUUCCGCCACACGAAUCUGUUGCUCCUCUACGGAAUACCGAGCAAAUCUCAAACUCCGUGACAUCAAGUCACGUCGCUCAAUCGCGGAUAAUCCGUCGCACUCCGGUUCUAUUAGCCACAGCUCUCGUAAACGUAGUGUCAUCAACCGGAGAUAUCUAUCAAGUGCGCGCUCUUAUCGAUCAAGGAUCGGAAGUCUCGUUUGUCUCGGAAUCGGUCGCCCAAUUAUUAAAACUCUCGCGUCAAGCGGCGGCUAUUCCGAUUCUCGGCAUCGGAGCUCAUCGCUCGAGUAUAUCAAACGGACUCGUCUGUCUCAAAGUGAUAUCUCAAGUGCAUAAAGACAGUUCUCUCGAAGUCGAUGCUCUCGUACUGCCGAAAUUAACGUCCUAUCUGCCUCCCGCGCGUGUCGAAUAUACUCAGUGGCCGCACAUACAAGGUCUCGAGCUCGCGGAUCCAAACUUCGCCACGCCCGAAAAAAUCGAUCUUAUACUAAGUGUAACGGUGCACGCUCAAAUACUCAAAGACGGUAUUCGUCGAGGAAAUAUCGGCGAACCCAUCGCUCAAGAAACGACUCUCGGAUGGGUGCUAUCAGGGCCUCUCUCAAAUGAUAAUUCGAAGACCAACGCCAUGGAAAACAACCAAGUCAUCGGUCUUCAGUGCUCUCUCGACUCUGAGCUCCUGGAGCUCCUUCAACGCUUCUGGACACAAGAAGAAACCGCGCCUGCCUCUCAAAUCUCAAUGUCUCCAGAAGAAUCUCAGUGCGAAGAACAUUUCAACAUGACUCAUUCUCGCGACGUCAACGGACGAUUUGUUGUACGCUUGCCGCUCAAGAAAAGUGUUAGUGAUUUUGGUGACUCUCGCUCUAUCGCACUCAAGGCGUUGUAUCGCAUGGAAAAACGAUUCGAAUCGAAUCCAUCGCUCAAAAUCCAGUAUAUCGACUUUUUACGUGAGUAUCGUUCUCUCGAUCACAUGCGUCCCGUCGCAUCAAACCGCGCCCAAUCUCGCGAGUUUUUUCUACCGCAUCACGGUGUUACGCGUGAAACUAGCACGACAACAAAACUGCGCGUCGUGUUUAACGGAUCGCAAAAAACAAAUCUCGGCUUGUCGUUAAAUGAGUAUCUCCUUGUCGGGCCGAAACUACAAACGGAUCUCGCGGACAUCCUCAUGCGGUGGCGACGGCAUCGAUACGUGUUCGCGGCCGAUAUCGAAAAAAUGUAUCGGCAGAUUCGCGUGCACGAGGAUGAUUGGCCGUUGCAGAAAAUUCUUUGGCGGGACUCUCUCGACGAAAGGCCUCAAGAAUAUGCAUUGUGCACCGUAACGUACGGCCUCGCGUGUGCUCCAUAUCUCGCGCUACGCUGUUUACGGCAACUCGCUCUUGAUCACGAUUCGACUCGCCCUCACGCUGCCGAAACUCUUUGUCGCGACACAUACGUCGAUGAUAUUCUCUCCGGCGACGAAAGCAUCUGUCAGGCGAAAGAAAAAAUCUCGCAACUAAGAACCACUCUCACGGCGGGCGGCUUUACGCUCCGAAAAUGGAUCGCUAACGACUCAAAUCUGCUCGACGAUAUCCCUGCCUGCGAUCGCGAAACAUCUCCUACGCUCUCGGUCAACGACAGUGCGAUACAUAACACUCUCGGUGUGCGUUGGGAACGCCAAUCAGACAGUUUCGUGUUUUCUCCGCCGUCGCUCACGAUCUCGAAAAAUCGCGUUACAAAACGCUCAGUGCUAUCGCUUAUCGCACGCAUGUUUGAUCCACUCGGAUGGAUCACGCCUAUCACAGUUACCGCAAAGCUGUUCAUGCAAGAAUUGUGGGCCAUACGUCUCGACUGGGACGACGAACUCCCGGAAGAUUUAAAGUCACGAUGGACAAGCUACAUCGCUCAACUCACAUGCAUCUCUCGUCUCGCUAUCUCGCGUUGGUUUGGAACAAGUGCUUCGAAUCUCGCCGUGGAAGUGCACGGUUUCGCGGACGCAUCUCAAAGUGCACUCGCCGCGGUCGUUUAUCUCCGCGUUCUCAGUGACGUCGACGACGCUCAAAUAAAACUCAUUUGCUCAAAGACUAAAGUUGCCCCUCUCAAACGAAUGACUAUACCGCGUCUCGAACUCUCAGCCGCAGUGCUGCUCGUGCGUCAAGUUCUCAAAAUUCGCGAAGUGCUUGAACUACCAACCGCGCCAACCCACCUCUGGACCGAUUCGACGGUCGCUCUUACGUGGAUCAAAAGUCAUCCAUCCCGGUGGAAAGACUUCGUACGGAACCGUGUCUCCUUUAUUCAAGAGCUCUCAAAUUCUAGAUGGCAUCACGUCUCCGGGAAGGAGAAUCCCGCUGAUCUAGCAUCACGAGGCGUGACUCCUCAACGUCUUCAACAAAACGAACUCUGGUGGACCGGUCCUCGUUGGUUACAUACGCAUUCGACAUCUUGGCCGUCUUCAAUUCCGAUUCUCGAGUCUACGGACAACCUCGAAGAACGGCCUCCGCAGUGUACAACUGCAGUGGAAAAUCAUGAACAUAAACUUUCGAUGCUCGAUCGAUACUCAUCACUGACGACCCUCAUCAGAACUACCGCCUGGGUCCAGCGUGCUCUUCAACUCUUUCGGAAAUCGGUCGCAUCACGCUCAUCUCACGAGCCUCUCACAGUCGAAGAGUUAGAAUCAGCGCUACUGCUGUGGGUUAAACUCACGCAGCAACUUUACUUCUCAUCCGAAAUCAAAACCUUGAAGAGCCAACGAUCACUCUCAACCUCGAGCUCUCUCUAUCGUCUAACGCCAUUCCUCGACAGCGAAGGACUUUUGCGUUUACGCGGACGGUUAUUCCGGUCACAACUAGAUCCAGAAGAAAAACAUCCUCUGAUCUUACCUCGAAAAUGUCGAUUAUCCCUUCUCGUGAUGGAUCAUCAUCAUCGAAAGACUCUCCACGGCGGACCGCAGUUAACCUUAUCAUCGAUUCGUCAAAGAUUUUGGAUUAUCGGCGGUCGCGUUCCUAUCAGAGCAUUCAUCCACAAGUGCGUGAUUUGUGCUCGUCAUCGUGCUACUACUGGUCAACAAGCUGUAGGACAGCUUCCAGCAUCACGAGUCGUUCCGCGCCGACCGUUCUUCAACUCUGGCGUCGAUUAUGCCGGGCCACUGACUCUCAAAACUUUUCGCGGACGAGGCUGCAGAACGUACAAGGGAUAUUUCAUCAUUUUCGUUUGUUUCAGUACGUCUGCGAUACAUCUGGAAGUCGCGACUGACUAUUCUACGGACGGCUUUCUGGCGGCGUUCAGGCGAUUUACCGGACGGCGAGGCAUAUGCUCUACCCUGACUAGUGAUUGUGGCACGAAUUUGAUCGGUGCCGACGCAGAACUCAAACGGAUGUUCACGGCAUCUUCUCGCGAGUGGGCUCACAUCGCUAACAUUCUCGCAAAUGACGGAGUGAAGUGGAGUUUUAAUCCACCCUCCGCCCCCCAUUUUGGAGGAAAAUGGGAAGCUGGGGUGAAAUCCGUCAAAUUUCACUUGCGGCGAGUUCUCGGCGACGCUCGCCUCACCUAUGAAGAACUGACAACGCUCUUAGUGCAAAUCGAGGCGAUUCUGAACUCUCGCCCGCUCACUGCACUCUCAGAUGAUCCGUCGGACUCUACCGCUCUCACGCCUGGGCACUUUCUCGUCGGGUCCACUCUUGCUACCGUGCCGGAACCUUCGCUUCAAGAGGUACCUCAAAACCGGUUGUCACGUUGGCAACUAUUGCAAUGUAUGAAGGAAUCAUUCUGGCAACGAUGGUCGUCAGAAUAUUUACAGCAGCUACAGACUACCUCGAAACAAUAUCGACCUUAA
Messenger RNA from Nylanderia fulva, 4728 nucleotides. The record is from RefSeq and is a predicted model, not a curated record. NCBI's taxonomy places the organism in Eukaryota, Metazoa, Arthropoda, Insecta, Hymenoptera, Formicidae.